Patiria miniata (bat star) is the source of this 3692-nucleotide messenger RNA. RefSeq names its product pyruvate dehydrogenase [acetyl-transferring]-phosphatase 1, mitochondrial-like. Gene Ontology annotation, molecular function: protein serine/threonine phosphatase activity. Gene Ontology annotation, biological process: protein dephosphorylation. Lineage: Eukaryota; Metazoa; Echinodermata; Asteroidea; Valvatida; Asterinidae. The record is from RefSeq and is a predicted model, not a curated record. Bases 392 to 2044 code for a protein of 550 amino acids. The transcript has a single exon.
GCAACGAACGAUAUUUGCAGAGGAUACUUGCACUCGUACGUUCUGCGUCACGCGCGUGUGUUUUGUAACUGUGCAAAUUGCUGUCAAACGAGGGCGCUACACAUUUAUACCGGUGUAUAUUUUUCCAUGAUUUUUCCGCUUGAAUGCACAACAGGCAUGAGAGGAGAUUUCUGCAGCGGUGCACUGAUUUGUCGAGAAGUUGACAAUAAUUAAGAUUAUGGUGGUGACUGGUGAGCGAGAGUAAUUUACAGAAAAACCACGGAAAUAGUAAUGCAGUGAAGAAACAUUGAAACACGAAUGUGACCAUUCGGCAAUAUGUGAUUGUGAAAAUGUUUCAACCGGGCGCGGGCAUCAUGACACAAGUGACAUUGAUUUGCAUAAAUAAUGAUGUAUGUAUGUAACCAGGUGGCAAUAUUGUGAGAUCUUCAACAUUAAGCGAUCAAUGACAAGGAUGUCACGUGCGAAAUUUGUACCGAGCAUCAGAUAUUUAUAUACCAGGCCCGCCAUGCUUGGUAGGCGCAUGGUACAUUUUGGCAGGACCUUAAACUGGUACGACUGCAACAAUGAUAAUCAGGCAUCAUUUAAAGUUAAACAUGUUGAAGUUCAACUUGAGAAUAAAAGCUUUCAUCGUCACCCUCAUCUCAAGACUACUCAAUCUUGGAAACCGUGGAGUUUGCUUGGAAGAGGUUUUUACCAGCCUGUCCGCUUGCUUCACACAACUCCGGUUCAAAACUGGUACGGCCACCUGACUGUCUCGCCGGAACAGGUCAACUCUAUUCUUUUCAGGAACGAGCUUACGGUGGAAGUAGACGACAGCAAGGGCACCUCGGUGAAAACUUUCAUGACCAACCAGUUAGGGUCCAACAAUCCGAUGGAGGAUCGCCGGGCUGAAGCAGAGUGCAUCCUGACCAAGGCCAUGCUGUUUGGAGUGUUUGAUGGGCAUCAUGGUCCGGCCUGCGCUCAGGUUGUCAGCGAGCGCCUGCUCAAUUACAUCGCAGCGGAGGUUCUCCCUUACGAUGUGCUCCAGCAGGCUCUCCGCAUGUUCAACAACGGGGAACUGCGAGAGUUGGUCAACUGGUACCAGCAUCCUAAGGAUUACGUCUCCGAUGACAGGCAGUUGCUGUUCCGACACAGUCUUGGACAGUACAUGAGAGACAACGUGGCGAUUGAUUUCCAGGAGGAGGAUAAAAAGGCCGAUAUGCUGAUGACGUCGUUUGACCGACUGGACAAAGACUUGUCCGCAGAGGCGGUGAGCACCUCAAACGGAGAGUUCAACGACGAGGGGCUGCACACUGUUUUCUCUGGAGCCUGUGCUUGUGUCGCGUAUGUGGAUGCAGAUGACUUGUAUGUAGCUAAUGCUGGAGAUUGUCGGGCGGUACUUGGCAGGCAGAGUGAAGGUGAGCCAUGGAGUGCCAUUGCCGUGUCAAACGAUCAUAAUGCGCAAAACGUCGAUGAAGUCAAAAGGAUACGCUCAGCCCACCGUCUGGAUGAAUCUUCCACAGUCAUCAAGAACGGUCGCCUUCUGAGUGAGCUGGCCCCCUUGCGAGCCUUCGGCGACGUGCGCUACAAAUGGAGCCAGUCCCUCCAACACCAGGUCCUGAAUCCCUGGUUCGGGGCCAACGUCAUCCCCAAGAACUACCACACCCCUCCUUACCUGAUCGCCACGCCCGAGGUCAUCCACCACCGCUUGACCCCGGCCGACCGAUUCCUCAUUCUUGCCACUGAUGGAUUGUGGGAUUGCCUGACGCCAGAGAAGGCCGUCAACCUAGUUGGGGACUUCCUCUUGAUGAGGGAUAAGGUCGGCCACUUCCAUCCCCCGUCUGCUGCUAUGAGCCUGGAGCAGAUCCAUCAGAUGUUGUCGAGGCGCAAGGCGGCUCUGUGGCCGCGAGACGACAACGUAGCCACUCACCUAAUCCGAUAUGCUCUAGGAGGGAUUCACAACAGGUUCGACCACCAUAGACUGGCCAACACACUGAGUCUACCGGACAAUGUGGUCAGGCAAUACCGGGAUGACAUCACAGUGACAGUUGUGUUCUUCAAGUGAAAACAGAGUCGCACACAGACUGAAAAGAAAUUUUGAUUCAUUGUUCAUCUACAGCAUGUAUGAAGGUUUUUGGAUUCAGAUCCUUUUAAGAAUUUGCUGGCAUGGCCUGUUGGUGUUGAGAUUAAAAAAUUACUAAAAGCAACAUGCCAUUCUAUGUAGAAGAAUUACUAAUCGAGUUCUAAUUGUCGUUGAAAAUGCCAAAUGAGUUUAAUUAUUUAACACAUUUUGACGAUUGACCCUCCUAUGGAAACAUGCAUUGUCAACCUUGUUACUUGGGUCAAUAUUGGUCUAGACCCCCAUUGGUUUGUACACAGUAGGCCAGGAGGUGAGGAAGAAAAUUUUGACCAUUGGUGACCUCUUAAAUAGUAGGAGGGUUAAUUAAUUAAUUACAAAUAUAGGCUUGGUCACCCUUGCUCUGUAGUUCGGUUAUGUGCACACUGCAUCUGGAAAGUGCUUUAUACAAAUAAGGUACACAUGUAAUUUUCAGAUGUAUGAGCGAGUUUCAUGGGAAGGCAAUGACAUUUUCUUGCUGGAAAAUACAUAUACACGGAAUUAAUAAAUUACGACCUUAAAUUAAAUGCCUUGAUGCCCCCCCCCCCCCCAAGCCACACUUGUAACUGUAGGCAUUUUUCUCAUCUCAAAUUCACCACUGUGCUGCACUGGAAAGUGGAAUGGCAUGGAGACCUUGCCAAGUCACCCGUGACAGUUUUUCUUUUCAUGUUACUUACGAGUCCGUGAUUUUACAUUUGACAGUGGCACGAGUUACAAUUAUCCUAGCACACUUUAAACUUUUACCAGUUGUCCGGAAAAAAAAAUAAGGAAAAAGCUACACGUUUUUUUCUGAAACUUUGAUUAAUAAACGAGGUAUACACAUUUUUGGGUACUUCGGGGGUGUUUUUUUUCUUAAAAGUUUAAUCGAGAUGUGGGACAAGAACAAAUCUUUUCUGGCACCCCCGCGUACAUGUACCAAAACAUUGUACUAGUACUAGCUUGCCUGCCCCUGCUGACGCCAUGGCAUGCAUGGAGAAAUAAAACACGUUGACAAAAACACCAUGAGUUCUGUACACGCCGCUAAACAUCAGCACUGGUAAGCCUACAUACAUGUACAUGUACAACUGCUGCUGUCAUAGACAAAAGGGGUGGUGGUUUUUGGGGGGGGGGAAAGGUAUUUUUGUUUUUGUCACGUUUUGAUUGCUUUACUGGAACCCUGAUAUACUCCAAAAUCUUUUUGUUUUACGUUUUUUUCAGUUUUUCAGAAUCCUCUUUCAGUAAAAUUUUCACUCUUUCAGUAAAAUUUACCUCUUUCAGUAAAAGUUUUUUUAUGCUCACGUGCUGUGUACAUGUAUUAAUCAGACAUGCAACUUUUCCUCGGAUCCGCUGAUUUUCUCGUUUUUUACUUCUCAUGAAUGCCAUCACAAAUUGAAAAAUGCUGUACAAAGUCUUGUGUAUUUUGGAAUUUCCUCGUUUUUUCCUUAAAUUCCCAGUUGCAUGCCUGGUAUUUGUUUUAAAAUGGUCAGGGAAAGCACUUGUUUAGGGAUAGAGGAAGAACAUUAGGGAUAGGAAGGAGCACAUUUGUUAAGAGUUUUAACUCGAGUUGUUUUUGGCAAGAAAUGUAGAGAAUAAAUUACUUGGAUUCUGUGAGAUUUAA